Lycium barbarum (goji berry) is the source of this 1554-nucleotide messenger RNA. Its product is annotated as putative late blight resistance protein homolog R1A-10. Gene Ontology annotation, molecular function: ADP binding. NCBI's taxonomy places the organism in Eukaryota, Viridiplantae, Streptophyta, Magnoliopsida, Solanales, Solanaceae. The record is from RefSeq and is a predicted model, not a curated record. Bases 1 to 1554 code for a protein of 517 amino acids. The transcript is spliced from 2 exons. Gene Ontology annotation, biological process: defense response to other organism.
AUGGCUGCUUAUGCUGCUGUAACUUCUCUGAUGGGAACAAUACACCUGAUUUCCCAAUCCGACUUAUUACACCUUGAAGAGGACCACAAAGAACAUUUGGAAUCACUCUACGAGAAGGUCAGCUCUGUGCUAGAGUUUCUUGACAAUUCUGAUGAUGAACCAAUGAAGGUUUUGCAAGAAAAGGUAGAAGAUUUAGCAAAUGAAGUGGAACACGAAGUCGAAUCUCAAAUAUUACUGGUUAUGGAGAAGGAUGAACAGGUUCGAACAGAGGCAAAUGAGAGGCUUCUUAAGAUCUUGCGACAGGCUAUACAAGACAUGGAUUCUGUGAAGAAAGAGUUCAUCAAUCUGCAGAGGAGGAAUAACAAUUUGCUAGCUGGAAAUCGUUCGCUUUCUCCACGAUUGCAUGUUUCAACCCUUGAGAAGGACAUGGUGGGGCACAGCAAUGAACGAAAGCGCAUGCUAGAUCUACUUAUCGGACGCUCAUCUCAACUGCAAGUCAUCUCUAUUGUUGGAAUGGGCGGCAUAGGUAAGUCAACUUUUGCCAAAAAGAUGUUUUCUGAUCCCUCAAUUGUGAGCUUCUUUGACUUUCUUGGAUGGAUUACUGUGUCCGAGGACUAUAGUAUAAGAAAGAUGCUUCUAUCCCUCCUUCAAGAGGCUAUUAGCGUGAAUGAAGAGCUUGAUAAGAAACACGAUGCAGAACUAGCUGAUUGCUUGCAGAAAAGUUUAAAGAGAAGAAGGUAUUUGAUUGUUGUAGAUGACAUAUGGAGCAGCGAUGCCUGGGAUAAUAUUAGACUAUGGUUUCCAGAAAACAGUAAUAGAAGUCGAAUAUUGUUGACUACUCGGGACAUUAACGUUGCUCAAUAUGCUAGCUCUCACGAGGGACUUUUUCCAAUGCGUUUCCUAGAGCCAAAGGAAAGUUGGAAUUUGUUUUGCCAAAAGGCGUUUGGCAAAAAAGAUUGUCCAGCUGAAUUUGAGAGUGUCGGAAAGGUGGUUGUAGAAAAUUGCAAAGGAUUACCACUGAUGAUUUCGGUGGUUGCGGGGUCUCUUUCUAGGAAGAGGACGCUGCACGAGUGGUAUGAAGUAGCUCAAAGUGUAAGCUCAUUAGUAGACGUUGAUGAUUAUCAACGUUGCUCAGGAGUGCUCGCUUUGAGCUACAAGCAUCUUCCUUCACACUUGAAAGCUUGCUUUCUGUAUUUUGGAGUUUUCAAAAAAGCUAGUGAAAUUUCUGUGGAAAAGUUGAUUCAAUUGUGGAUGGCAGAAGGACUCUUCGAGCCGAGGGGGCUUGGGGAGUGGGAAAAAGUGGCUGCUAAUCUCCUACUUGAUCUUAUUGAUAAAAGUCUAAUCGCUGUUAGCAAGCAUAGUUUGGAUGGAAAUAUCAAGACAUGUAGGAUUCAUGAUCUUCUCCAUGAUUUAUGCUUGAGAGAAGCUGAAAGCGAGAAUCUUUUGUUCGUUCCAAAUCCCUCAAUUUCUGAACCCAAAAGUAUUAUUCAAGAUCGUCGGUGGGUUUCAUAUUAUUUAGAGGAAGAGUAUUGGACUUGGAGCGAUUGUGCUUGA